Vitrella brassicaformis is the source of this 6840-nucleotide messenger RNA. NCBI's taxonomy places the organism in Eukaryota, Vitrellaceae. The record is from the annotation of a GenBank genome assembly.
CGAAUCGAUGGGCAGGCAGGCAGGCAGGCAGCCGUACACAAGGAGGUAGGCAGGUCGGUACACAUGUCUGCACGGUCACGUGAUACGCAGCAGAGUGAGUGAGUGAGUCGCCACGGAAACAUCCAUGCAAGCAGCUAGGUACUCCAUGCAUCCAUCCAUCCAUGCGAUGACGUUCCUCUGCACGACGACAGAGGCGACACCCCACGUACACAUGCACACACGCAUUCAGUCAGUCAGGAAGGAAGGAAGGAAGGAAGGACGCACUCAGUCAGUCAGUAACAUUGCUAUGUCAGAGUUUGGAAACCGCCUCGCGGAAUUGGCCCAGCAGCUGCUCAAGCUUCCUGAAAUGGACCAUGACAUACACACACACAGACAGCCCAGAGAAGCGUUAGGUGGCCGUGGAGCUCGUGAAGAUGCAUGCAUGGAUGCAUUUGUGUGUUCACUCGUUGCCCUCCAGCCCCCUACUUGUGUACCUACCUUUUGUGUGCGGCUUCGUCUGUGUGUCUGCCGUGCCGAGCGAACAGGUGGGGCGUGAAGGGCAUGGCAGCCAUGGGGGGCGGCACAGGGGCAGGAGCAGCAGCGGCGGCAGCAGCUGCGGCUGCAGCGGCGGGAGGGGAGUCGACGGACAUGGCGCUGCUGCCCAUGGCCCCACCAGUGCUGCCCUGUACCGACGACACACAGCAAGACAAGACGGCCACCAUACCGACAGACAAGUCGUUGUUUGUCGUGUGUGCAGCAAACAAGUUUGUUGUAGCUACCUACCAGUAGCGGCAUGGGUAGGGGAGGAGUGCUAGGCGGUGCUGGGGCGGGCGUGGGCGCGGUGUUGGCGUUGGUGGACUUGCUGCCGUUUGCCUCGCUGAUCCACUUGAGAAUCGUCCGCUCGAUGUGCUCUCUGAUCCAUCCAUCCAUCGCACACACAGACACAUGGUAGGGAGAUGAAUCGUGAUGAUUAGUGCGCUGAGUGAUUCAUUCUUUGCCGUCGCCUGUCACCCAGCCACCCACCGCCUCAGUUUGAAGUGCUCGCGAAUGACGUCUCUAAACUCGGGAAAGGCCUUGGAAUUCAUCAUGUCCAACAUCGCCCACUCUGACAACACACAACACGACACAACAUGUCCAAGGGUCCGGCCAUGCACACACAACGAAACAAUGAGUCCACAAAGGAGUGCUGCCUUGUUCCUCCUCCGUCCCUGCCUGCAGGCGUGCAAGCCUCGCUGCACUGACCGAUAGUGCCUUCCCGCACUCCCAUGCUGUAUCCCCUUGAAGCGUUCCGGCCCGCCUCAGUGUUCGCCUGACGUUCAUACCCCGGCUCUGCACACACAUGCACACAGGGGAGGGAGGGAGGGACAUGAGUAAGUCGAGUCAUGACGAUGGACGAGUGGAGUGUACCCACCCACCGUUGUAGUACGGCUCCUUGACAAGGAUCAAACUGUGAAUUGACAAGAGCACCUGUACAGAACACAGGUCGGUCCAGUGCAACCAACCAACCAACCAAUGCACAUCUAUCUCUGCCGCCUGUUGUAUGUCGCUCGGCGGUGUUGAUCCUGUCCAUUUACUUCCUUGAUCUUACUUGGUAGGCCGUCGACACAGCAGGGUCCCAGCCCUCGCCGGCACCACCGCUCCAUGUGCCCAGCAGGGACAGGCACACCUUGCCUGCACACACAGCAAACGACAGACAGACACCACACAACGGAGGAGGGAGGGAGGGAGGGAGGGAGGCGAAUGAGUGAGUGACACAAAGACUUAUGCAUAUACAUAGGAUACACACAGACCCACACACUGCCACCCCUCCUGCCUUGCCCUGCCUGCCUUGCUCCCGUCCCACCCACCCACACAUGUAUAUGUAUGUGUAUGUGUGUCUGUAUGUGUGUAGGCAUUCAUCUUGUACAUGCAUACCACAAUUGUAUAGGUUUGGGUUGGCCCGCCACUUGCCGCCACCCGUCGAGCGAAACGACACCUUCGGGGGGAUGGUGGGAUACUCCGGAGGGAAAUAAAUGUCGAACAAGAACACCCCCGAAUCGUAAGGCGUCUCUGUCGGACCAGUGAUGAGCGCUCGCCACAGCUGACGGACGCCGGAACAGACAGACAGACAGACAGACAGACAAAGACAGACAGAAACAGACAGACGGGACGCACGAUCGUCAUGAAACACGGAGGGAAUCAUGUGGUGGGAGGAUGGAUGGGCGGGGCACUUGGUCACUCACCUGCGAGGAUUGCUCAUCCGAUCGCACGAAGAUCGAGCCGUCCUUGCUCAGUACCAGCAGAGAGGGAAGCCCAGCCUGAGCGAGAGGAGAGGGAUGCGCAAGGACGUACACCGUUGCUAUGCUACUGUGGAGUGGUGCAUGCAGUGCCAGCCGGUAGGUAUGUAACCGCCCCCCCCUGGCCUCACCAGCUCUUUUGCGAUGCGAGCAGUCCGUGCCGGGGGACAUGCCUUCUCUGAUUGCUGGCAUGUCAGGUGGGCGUGGCCUGCAUGCCAGACCAGCAGCACGGACAGACCAAACAUUCCCCGCACCUCCACUGGGUCGCAUGCAUGGGUGGGUGACGUGUGUGUAUAUAUAUACCUGUGCGGACGGAAGGGGACUGGUCCAGCAUCUUGUCGGCCAGGCGGGUCUUGUAUCGCUCCCCCUCGUCAUCCUCGCCAUUCACAGCCUGACACACACGCAAGCAAGCAAUGCACAAUGAAGGAGGGCAGGGCAGCACGUGAGUGUACAGUUGGCUGCCUGGCUGGCUGGCUGGCUCACGUGUAUGCGUGUCCCGGUGGCUCCCUUGAGGUGUGCGAUGAUUGCAGGCAUCAAAGUGACCACGUCAUUGGCAAAACUCUUUGCCUCAGUGAUGUCCUCUGCAGAUGGACCACCGGCCGCAGCUGCUGCUGCUGCCAACACACACACACACACACAUACACAGAGAGACAGAGAGAGAGAGAGACCCCGUACAUCCAGCGAAAGGGUAUGCUGUGUGGCAUCUGUCGGGCGUCGCGUAGUGUGCGGCAAAGUAACGCGCCAACCAACCUGAGCUUGAUGGCUGGGGCGAGAUGCGUGAGGGGCCGCCUUGGAGGUUUGUUACGGCCUAUGUGUUUGGCGCACAUGAGGCAGAUGACGGACACCACAACGCGAUAUGUGUUGUCCCUCCGUCCCUACCUUGAUGUAGAGUUCUGCUUCCUUUUGCAGCUCGAGCAGCCUGGUGAGCGUUUGGGUGGCAGUGUCUCGGAAGCAGCCCAUCGUCGAGCCGCCGUCGGAUGCCCGCGAGUGGACGGUCUUGAGCAAAGCGAUGACCGCCUUGUAGAAGGGCAGCCGGUCUAGCAUGUUGGUGAAAGACGUCAUCAGAGUUCGCGAAAAAAAGUGACCCAGGCACGACGUGGCCAGCCUGCAGGCAGGCAGGCAGAGCGCCCAACGAAUGACUUUCAUGCACAUAGGAUAGAUACUUGAGGUCCGGGUAGCUGGCUGGAUGGCGCGUGCUCUGCCCACCAGGCGUUGGCUUGUGUCAAGAUUCGCUCUGCCUGCUGGGAUUUGUCCUGCCUGUGAGCCGAGGAGGAUGUGGGCGUGGAGGCACGAGCGUGGGCGUCAACCUCACUCAGGAUGCCAUUCAACGCCUGACGCAGGCACACACACCACACCACACCACACACAUUCAGCACACACACGGACGCGCCCAUCCCAUCCCAUCCUUGCUUCCUUGCUUCCGUGGGCGACUGGCUAGCGCGAGGGUAGGGAGUGUGGCUGUGGUGGCUGUGGUGGCCUUACAAUGACGUGAUCGCAGAUGUCUUGGUCUUGUGCUGCUUGUGCGGCCUGGGUGGCGGCUGCGUCCCAAGAAGUGGCAUUCCCCUUGUCACCACGCGAAUCGCCAGCUGAUGAAUACCCCACACCCUUGGCGAAAAAAGAUCCACCUGGGGAGGCACAGUGUCAUAGUUAACACAAGCAGACAGACAGAGAUGGAUGGAUGGACGCACAAGUGACUUAAACGGUCGACCGUCUGUCUGUGUGUGAGUCUGUCUGUCUGUCUGUCUGUCAUCCAUGGAUAUCUAUCUGAGAGCGGCCCGUUAGUGAGUGCCGUACCGUCGGUGUUCUUGGCCGAUGACGAGGGUGGCUUGCGCACCACUGCAGGGACCUCGCCGCCUUCGACAGACAACGGAAGCAAGCAAGGAACGAACCGUAUGGGCCAUCAAGCAACCGUAUGGCACGGCAUGGCCUGGCCUGGCUGCUUGUGUGUAUGGUCCGUCACUGUAGGGCGAAUGAGUGAAUGAGUUGCCUGCGUACCUUGGAGGGCCGAGAGUGCCUUUUUGACGCAUGGCCCUGUGUCUUGAAUCUUGGCCGACAGCGUGAGGGUGUGGCUGGUGCUGGGUGCCAGGUCACACAGCAACGCUAUCUGGGCCAGGUGACGCUCACUGAUCGAUCGAUCAGUCAACCAAAGCACACACAUGCGAUGCGUCCAUCCAUCCAUCCAGCAAUGAAUACUCUUAAGACAAGGAAAGGCUUGCUGUGAUGUGGUGGGCCAGCCCAGCCCACGUGCACGUGUGUAUGUGUAUGAGUGCGUACAUGGGGUGGUAGGCGGCAUCCAAGUUGUCGUGCGCCGAGAAGUCUACCGCGGCAUAUGACUGGAUGAACCGGAGGAAGAACUCUGACACACGCAGGCAGGCAGGCAGGCAAUGCAGGCGAUUCAAAGCAAUGCGAUGGAUCGAGAGGUGUACGUGUGAAUGUCUCUCACGCACGUACCGAUGAUCUCAGAGGCUUGAACUGUCGGGUUCCAGCCCCUGACAUGAUGAUAGACAGACAGACAGACAGGGGGCGGGGCGCAGGAAGGAAGGGAGGACUCCUGGUGCAGGUCGGUUGACCUGACCCAUUCAUGCAUGUGUGCCAUUGAGGGUAGGCAGGUACCUGAGGGUGAUAAGGGGAUGGCAGGUGAGCGAGUCGAACAUGGACACGUUGGGAGACACCCGAGGGUCGCUGACAUACACACCCACACAUCAAUCAUGCGUGCCAUUGUCUGUGUGUGCGCUUCGGAGCGUCCGUGAGUGCGUACAUGAAUCGCAGUCGUGGCCGGACGUAUAUCAGCUGAGGUGGAUAGAAGGGGUGCAGGUCGUCCUGACACACGGCACGACACCACAUCCCAGCACACACGUCUGUGGCUGUCGUGCCGUGUUGUCUCAAGGGAGCGUGCGUGUGAUGUGGGUGAGGUGACCUUGAAGUGGAGUUCGAAUAUGAUAGCCCCGUCGAAGCCCUGGUCAGACAGGGUCUUCAGGUCUUGAGAGAUAGUCGACUCCGCCGCGAAGGCCUCGCGAGGCAGGACCACACGCCAGUUGUACACACUGCACACACACACACACACACACAGACAGACAGACAGACAGAUAAACGGAAUCAAUUGCAACCCAGGCUGACUCAGAGUCAAAGCCCACAUUAUUGAUGCAGCCCCUCCGUACCUGUCUUCGAUUGCAUCAGCGUUCCAUCGGAGGCUCUGCUCCUGGAUUCGGAGAAGCUCAUUGGAAAGGAUCUGAAAGGCCUCCUGGGAGGUAAAAAUCUGGCGCUUCGCAAACUGGUCGAUAUUGUGCUUCUGCAGGCAGCGGCCGCGCACACACAUACACAUACAUAGGCGGGUCGGUGAAAGGCAUGUGUAGCUGAGAGGUGCGUCAGUAUCAGUCAUGUCACGUGUGCGUCCGUCCCACCGACCGACCUGUUUCUUUGACAUUCUGAAUUCCUCGGCCUGUUUCCAUUUGAUCUUCUUGUGGUACUUCUGCUCCGUCUUGGCAACCUCCCCCUCUUCCUCCAAGUCGUAACCCUGCUGGUCGUCAUACUCUACAUGGCAUGGAUGGCACAGUCCGGUAGGUGAACACAAGCAGGUCAGACAGAACACUUGUGCGUGUACCCACCCCCUGCCUGUCCUGCGUUCUGUCCUGUCCUUCCCGCGCUUGCUUGGUUCCUUCCUUGGCUGCUUACCGUCGUCAUAGGCAAUAUCUUCGUCGUCGUGCUGCUCGUCGGCGUCCCUCAUCUCCUCGUCCACACAGGUACCGCCACGACCCGCUGGCUGAGGAGAAGAAGAAGGCAGGUUGCCAUCGCCUUCAAGCAAGUCCUGUCGGACACAGAAAGAAACACACGUAUGUACGGAGAAUGCAACCGUACAUUACGUACGGCCAACCCAUGACAUGCAGCCAGGCAAUGUGUGUCAUGGAUAGGUGGACAGUGCGUGUCUAGUUAGGUGAAUCGAUAAAUCAGGAAGGAGAAUGCGUGGUGGCUACCUGGAUGACAGUUCCGACGGCAGGAGGGAACCCCGCCGUCAUCAGCUUGUCCGCCAUGAUUCGAAGGACGGCGCAAAGGCUGCAUGAGUCACUCUUACACGACACACACGCACACGCGCAAAGUGAAGAGGGACAAAGACGUGCAUCGCGCGCAGGUCCAGAGUGAGAGCUUGCUGUUAGUCGUACCUUUUGGAGUGUUUCAUUGACUUGCUCGAUGAAUGCGUCGUUACCGUCGCUAUCAGACAUGACCCAGCACUCACCAGAAGGAUAAAUCUCUAUGUCCCUGUUGGUCGGAAAGACAGAGGGCACACACAUGAAAACGUCGACACUGCGUGUGUGUGAGCGUGAGUGUGUGCGUGCUUACCCCCAGUGCAGCGAGAAGCGCUGGUUGAAUACGCGGACGCUGACUGAGUCGUCAACCACCUCGUCGCCCAAUUUGAAGAGGCCCUUCUCAAUGGCGUCAUGAUGCCGACUCGCGAGGGACGAAUUCAGCGCCAGCAGCGCCUUCUUGAGCUUCGAGCUCAUCUAGCUAUGGACGGCGCGGAGAGCGCUGUCGACAACCAGUGGUGCACACCCACACAGGAAGAUAAUUACUCGAUGUUCAGAGAUCGCUU